Molecule: messenger RNA, 2304 nt
Organism: Exophiala oligosperma
Lineage: Eukaryota; Fungi; Ascomycota; Eurotiomycetes; Chaetothyriales; Herpotrichiellaceae
Exons: 14
Coding region: 1-2304 (767 amino acids)
Molecular function (GO): monooxygenase activity; flavin adenine dinucleotide binding; oxidoreductase activity, acting on NAD(P)H
Source: RefSeq, a predicted model, not a curated record
AUGGCCAUUAGUCCCUUUAUUCCCGUUCCUUCAACGGAAAUACUCGAACGACUUCCAGGCAAGAUUCCCGUCACACAAGUACCCGAAAACGUCGAUAUAGAGGCUGGAGUAAAGACCAUACUCUCGAGCUUGCUCAUUCGAGAUUCUUCACAGGAUCAGACCUGUUUCACCGAAGAUGCCUUGUGGCGAGACUUUUAUGCGCUGACUGGCACCAUUCGAACUUUCUACUUCAAGAAUGUUCCCCAGCAGUGGUCUCUCCUUUCCAAGAGUCACGACGUUUCUGCUGUGGAGAUUAUUGCUGGAUCGAGCAGCAUCAGGAAAAUUGGGUCAGAAGCAUCAUAUCUGGAGUGUGCAAUCAGGUUCACCACCUCCAAUCCAGAGACCGAAUGUUCAGGGUUUCUUUCUCUAGUACCAUCUCCCACGGGCUCAGGUUGGAAGGUAUGGGUGUUACGGACUUUCCUCGAACAGCUGCCAAGCCAUGGUAACGGUGAUGUUCUUGCUCCAAUCGCAGAGUUAGGAUCCCGAGUUUCGAACGGUGUUUCCUCUCCUACAACCAGCAGCGAGGCGACGAAUAGUUACACAGCUCCAAAGAACGGUGCUGAAGAGCGGAAUCACGCUCCUGACCACUUUUUCGCCGUGGUUAUCGGCGGUGAGCAGUCGGGUUUAAGUACUGGCGGGCGUCUGAAGGCAUUAGGCGUUCCUUAUGUGGUCCUAGAAAGCAAUAAAGAAGUGGGUGAUACGUGGCGAUCGAGAUACGAGUCUGCAAGGCUCUAUACAAUCCGUGAAUUUGCACAUCUACCGUUCGAACGUACAUUUGGUCCUUCGUAUCCAGAAUAUCUGGGUAAGGAACAUCUGGCGGAUGGACAUCGAGAUUGGGCACGAAGAUAUGGCAUCAACAUUUGGAAAUCUACCAAAGUCGAGACCGGGCAAAAUGGUACCACUCAAUAUGUUACCGCCAAGCAUGUUGUUAUUGCUUCAGGUGCAGGUUCUCAAACACCCGUUGUGCCCAUCCUAGAUAACAAGGAGUUAUUCCGAGGUCAGAGUCUACAUUCUGUCGACUAUAUUUCCGCCGACAACUGGAAAGGAAAAGUUGGCAUUGUAGUAGGCACCGCAAAUACCGGUCAUGAUGUCGCCGACGACAUGUGUGAGGCUGGGAUGCAAGUGACCAUGGUCCAAAGAAAUCGAACUUAUGUAUUGCCAGUCGAGUAUAUCGAGGAAGGAUAUCACCAGAUCUAUAAUGCCAAAAUUCCGAUCGAAAUCAGCGACAAGAUCUUAUACUCGAAUCCAGUCUCGAUCGAUCGGAUCCUAGGCGGAAUCACCUUUCAUGCAAAAGCUCGCGCAGAAUCGGAACGUUGGGCUUCUCUUGAACGUGCAGGGUUCAAAGUUGACCCGUAUGGGGAUAUUCAAGAGGCUCUAAACAUCCGUCUAGGAGGCCACUACAUUGAUGUGGGGACAUCGGCCAAAAUCUCCAACGGAUUGAUCAAAGUCAAAUCAGACGCAGCUGUGGUCGCAUUCACGGAACACGGGCUGGCAUUCUCAGAUGGGACCACCCUCGACGCCGAUGUGAUUGUGUUCGCCACCGGAUUUAUCGGCAACCUACGAAACCACGUCGAGCGGACCUUUGGCAAAGACCUUGCCGACCGCGCGGGCGACAGUUUUGGAUUAAACGAAGAAGGAGAAGUUCUGGGAGCAUUCAAGCCACUGAAGCUUGCGCAAGGCAAGCUCAGCAUUGAGGAGGUGGACAUACCGAUACCAGGUGAAAAUGAAGUCCUUGUCCGAGUCAAGGCUGUAGCUCUGAAUCAGUACGACUGGAAGAUUCUGUACGGCCGAGAUCUAACUGAACCGACAGUCCUUGGUUGUGACUUUGCAGGUGUAGCAGAGGCUAUCGGCUCUAAUGUCACCUCAGUGAAAAAGGGCGACCGUGUUGCCGGAUGGGUCCAAGGAGGAAACAUCUUGAGACCCAAGGACGGCGCUUUUGGAGAAUUGAUAGUCGCGCCGGCGCAUGUGAUGCUGCACCUUCCAGAGACCAUCUCAUACGAAAGCGGCGCGGCGCUACCGGUUCCCGUAUUCACGGCAGGAAUAUGCUUGUUCCACACCAUGGCCCUACCUGGAUACAAGACUACAAAGCAACCUGAGGACGAUGUACCGGUGGUGUUGAUAUAUGGCGGUGCCACGUCAAUAGGGCUGAUGCAGAUACAAAUGGCCAAGCUGUGGUGGUUAAAAGCUAUGGAGCUGACAUGGUCUUUGACUAUCAAGAGCCCGACUGUGCACAAACGCUAUCUCAUGCCACAAACCAACGUGUAA